Messenger RNA from Telopea speciosissima, 669 nucleotides. RefSeq lists its product as uncharacterized. NCBI's taxonomy places the organism in Eukaryota, Viridiplantae, Streptophyta, Magnoliopsida, Proteales, Proteaceae. Bases 1 to 669 code for a protein of 222 amino acids. The transcript has 2 exons. The record is from RefSeq and is a predicted model, not a curated record.
AUGGGUCACAUGUACCAGCUUGGGUUCCAGUUGCUGAUCAUUGCAAGAUCUGCAUCAGAUUCUAGAAUAUUAGAGGAUGCCAUUCACAGACAGGGUGACAGCAAGUUAGUGGUACCUACAGGUAAAUUUUAUCUAGUUAAUGCUGGGUUUGCCAACAGAACUAGAUUCUUGAGACUGUAUCGUAAUGUUAGGUACCAUUUAAAGGAGUGGAAGAAUUCAAACUUGUCACCAACAAAUAAACAGGAAUUGUUUAAUCUGCGACAUUCUAAGCUACGAAGCGUUAUUGAACGGGCAUUCUCUAAUUUGAAGUUAAGGUUCAAGAUAUUGAAAGCUCAAGCGGAAUACCCAUUUAGGACUCAAGUAAAAAUUGUUCAAGCAUGUGUUCUACUUCAUAACCAAAUCCUUACACAGCACAGUAUUGAAGAAGAAGAUGAGUGGUUAGAUGCAGAUGAGAGAGCUGCAGGGCCUAGUUCUAGUGUUCAACCAAACCAACAAAUUGAUGAUGAUGAUGAUGAUGAUGAUGAUGAUGAUGAUGAAGUUGAGGAUGAUUACAGUGGUGAAGCCCUUAAUGCUGAUCAACUCAGAGAAGAAAUAGCUAACAACAUGUGGGCUAACUGGAUGACAGGCGAUAUGGAUGAUGAAGAAACUUCUACUUCUGCUAAUGGUUAA